Verticillium dahliae VdLs.17 is the source of this 1392-nucleotide messenger RNA. RefSeq names its product serine/threonine-protein kinase SRPK2. Gene Ontology annotation, molecular function: ATP binding; protein kinase activity. Gene Ontology annotation, biological process: protein phosphorylation; regulation of mRNA processing; spliceosomal complex assembly. Bases 1 to 1392 code for a protein of 463 amino acids. The transcript has a single exon. NCBI's taxonomy places the organism in Eukaryota, Fungi, Ascomycota, Sordariomycetes, Glomerellales, Plectosphaerellaceae. The record is from RefSeq and is a predicted model, not a curated record.
AUGUCUCAACCAGCCAAGCAAUCUAGUGGUACACUGCGUCCACCCAUCUCCAUCAAGCCCAUCGAAGAUGUUGAGCCUUUCUACAUGUAUGAUCACGAUGGCUAUCACCCGCUGAACAUUGGUAGCCCAAUCGGUGAUCGUUAUCGAGUUGUCGACAAACUGGGCCACGGCAGCUACUCGACGGUUUGGCUGGCCCGCGACAAACAACUCCAGAGGCUUGUCACAGUCAAAGUUUGCACUGGAGAAGAAAGUCGCCGCGAGUCAGAAUCCAAGAUGCUGUCGCUCCUGGCGGCGAUUCCUCUCGAGGCCAAUGGAGACCCUGCCCUUGGGCGGGACAUGAUGCCGUCGCUGCUUGACACAUUCCAAGUCCAAGGGCCGAACGGUACCCAUACCUGCCUCGUCACUGCCGCUGCUAGUGGCAGCCUGAGCAGGUCGAAACGAAAUUCCAUCUCUGCCCCUCUGGAUCUGCAUGUUGCGCGCGCCAUUGCGGCGCAGCUCGUGCUCGCAGUUGCUUACUUGCACGGCAACGGAAUCAUCCAUGGAGGUGAGCCCCAAUCUCAAGUGGGAGACGCAUGCGUGCGCCAGAAGCUGACCCAGGCCGACAUAGAUCUUCAUCUCGGCAACAUCCUUCUCAAAGCGUCCAGAGGCUUUGAGCUCCUGUCCGACGAAGAGCUGCGCGAGAGAUGGGGGGAACCGGAGGAGGAGCAAGUUGAAACUGACGACGACAAGCCAGUUCUGGAUGCCGUCGGCAUUCCCUCCCUUGCCACUCUACCAGCCUUCUUCGGGAAGAACAGCGAUGAGCUUUCACUCUCGGAUGCUGCAAUUCUCCUGGCCGACUUCGGCACAUCCUUCUGCCCUUCCCAAGAGACAAGGUUUACCUUCCCUACAGCGCCUCACUGUCGUCCCCCGGAGGAUCGAUUUGAGCCAGAACAACCCCGUUCGUUCCCUAGUGAGAUCUGGACCCUUGCCUGUUCAAUAUGGGCUGUCAUCGGCCAGAGAUCCUUGUUCGAAACAUACUUUUGCUCCAAUGAUCGGACAACAGCUCAACAGGUCGAGGCGCUGGGAAGAUUGCCGCCUGAAUGGUGGGCGCGGUGGGAAAACCGCUCCAAAUACUUCACAGAAGACGGCCAGCUCCUCAGGAACAGGCGCGUCGCUUCGCUGGAUGCUGAAUUUGAUAGCGCCAUACAGAACGGGCGCAAGGAGUUGGGGCAAGAAAUGGUUAGCGUGGACGAGAAGGGGGCAUUCAUGACCAUGAUCCGGCCCAUGCUCGAAUACAGGCCGGAGAAACGGUGCACGGUGAAUGAAGUUCUGCAGUCGGAGUGGAUGACCAAGUGGGCGAUGCCGGAUUUCAAGAGGAUGCGCAAGGAGCUGGCUGCGAAGAAGGAAGUGUAG